Molecule: messenger RNA, 1050 nt
Organism: Oreochromis aureus
Lineage: Eukaryota; Metazoa; Chordata; Actinopteri; Cichliformes; Cichlidae
Exons: 11
Coding region: 31-1050 (339 amino acids)
Source: RefSeq, a predicted model, not a curated record
GCUCGGAGGCGAGAGGAGACGGCUGGAAGUAUGAAGAAGCGUGACAGAGAGAAAGUGGAGAUGGCCGACAGUCAGAGAAUAGAGGAUGAAGGGAUGAAUGUGAGUAAACAAUCCACCAGACUGAAGGCACGUUUGCAACGCCUGAGAGACCAUCAUGAUAAAUGCUUGUCAAGAGCCAUGGACCCCUUAAAACACCAAACACAGCCAUCGGAGAGAACAAACCAAGAGGGUGAGACUUCAUCACAACCCCAGCUCUCACCUAAGCAGCUUGCAGCUGCCAAGACUUUGGAAAUAAUUAUUGAUGUUGAUGCUGAUACUGACAUCGAUAUAAUCACUCCUGAAAGUUCAUACUCUGAUGCUGCUGACCCAGAUGUGCCAUCACUCAAACGAACUGACAGCAUAUUUCUUACCAGUGAAUACCUGCAGUCAAUCUCCAAGGUGGCUGACACACCAGAAGCUUCUGGAAGUUGUAUUGAAAGCACUGAUGAUGAAUAUAUUCCAUCAAAAGACUCAGGGAAUGAAAGCAGUUCAGAGGGAUUUGACAGUCCUGCAAAAAGGGUCCCAUUGUUGAAAAUUAAGAAAACAAAGAAGUCACAAAAGACUUCCAGAAGAAAAACACUUCCAAGUACAUCUUCGGAAGAAAUGCAGGAAGAUGUGGAAAGUGAUCUUUCAGAGACCGAUGCAUCAAAGGAGUCAUCUUUCAGCUCCUCAACAUCGAGAUCCCAAAGAUCGAGAAGUCAGCCAACCACUGAUGAGUUUGAUGAAGCACCCACAGGAUCCUCAACACCUAAGAGAAGAAAGGAGACAGGAUCUGACAUUGAUGACCCUAAAGAGGGUACUUCUCACACCCACCGCACACCCUGUUUUGCCUCAGGAACUUCAACAAAGGAAAAGGAGUCUGACACUGAUGCCACUAAAAUGGGACCACCAAGAUUCAAGCAAGGACAGUGGACCACAGAUGAGCCUGAUGGUGACCACACUACCGCAGGAACAUCAAAGAAGAGGACUUGGACAUCAGCUGAGGUCCAAGCUGUGGAAAAAAGACACUAA